This is a messenger RNA of Aspergillus glaucus CBS 516.65, 1814 nucleotides long. RefSeq names its product putative disulfide isomerase. The record is from RefSeq and is a predicted model, not a curated record. Bases 1 to 1404 code for a protein of 467 amino acids. Gene Ontology annotation, cellular component: endoplasmic reticulum lumen. Gene Ontology annotation, biological process: response to endoplasmic reticulum stress. The transcript has 2 exons. Lineage: Eukaryota; Fungi; Ascomycota; Eurotiomycetes; Eurotiales; Aspergillaceae. Gene Ontology annotation, molecular function: protein-disulfide reductase activity; protein disulfide isomerase activity.
AUGAAGAAACCAAUUUUACUCGUCGCAUCGCUGCUAGCGGCUCUCCCAGUCAGCGCCGAGGGAAUCUAUACUAAAAAGUCGCCUGUAUUGCAGGUGAACUACAAGACAUAUAACCAGCUAGUCGCUGAUUCCAAUCAUACAUCGGUAAGCAACCUCCUCAUAACAUUCUACGCCCCCUGGUGCGGCCACUGCCAAAGCCUCAAACCAGCCUAUGAAAAAGCAGCCAAAAACCUAGACGGCCUAGCCAAAGUCGCAGCCAUAAACUGCGACGAUGACGACAACAAGCCCCUCUGCGGCCAGAUGGGCGUGCAGGGUUUCCCAACCCUCAAGAUCAUGACUCCCUCCAAGAAACCCGGGAAACCUACCGUGGAAGACUACCAGGGUGCGCGGAGCGCGAAGGCAAUUGUCGAUGCGGUUGUGGAUAGGAUUCCGAAUCAUGUGAAGAGGGUUACGGAUAAGGAUUUGGAGACGUGGGUUGACAAAGAUGAGGCGCCGAAGGCGAUUCUGUUUACGGAGAAGGGGACGACUAGUGCUUUGAUUCGGGCUAUUGCGAUUGAUUUUCUCGGGUCGAUUAAGGUUGGGCAGAUUCGCAGUAAGGAGACUGGUGCGGUUGAGAAGUUUGAUGUUAAGAACUUCCCCGCGCUCGUGCUGCUUCCUGGUGGUGAUAAGGAGCCUAUUGUCUACGAUGGCGAGCUGAAGAAGAAGCCUAUCGUCGAAUUCCUGAGCCAGGUUGCCGCUCCCAACCCGGACCCCGCUCCUGCAAAGGCCAAGGCCAAGCCAUCUUCCAAGUCCAAGUCCACCAAACCCGCAAAGGCCCAGUCGUCCACCGUCUACGACGACGAAGCCGAAAAUCUCAAGCCAACCGAAUCCCCAGACCACAAGGCCAUCCCCGACGAUGCCAAAGAAUCCAAACCCGCCAGCGUCCCUAUCAAAACACCCGAGAUCAAAACCCUCCCCGCAAUCGAAACCCUAAAGUCCACCUGUCUGGCCCCCAAAUCCGGAACUUGCGUCCUAGCUCUCCUCCCCGAGCCCAAGGAGCCCGACUCCGACCUCCCUGGCCCCGCACAAACAGCUGUAUCCAGUCUAUCCGACAUCGCGCACAAACAUACCCUGCGCCAGAGCAACCUCUUCCCGUUCUACAGCGUCCCGGCUAUUAAUGCCGGUGGCAAGACCCUGCGCGCUGGAUUGGGAUUGCCAGAGGGUACGGAGAGUGUUGAGAUUAUCGCGGUGAAUGGACGCAGGGGUUGGUGGAAGAGGUAUGAUAACUCCGAGAGACAGGACUUUAAUGUUGUGUCUGUUGAGAAGUGGAUUGAUUCUAUUCGGUUGGGUGAUGGGAAGAAGGAGAAGUUGCCGGAGGGGGUUGUUGUUGCUGGGAAGGAGGCUGAUGAGCAUGAUGAGCUGUGAAAGCAUUCGCUGGUUUUGGAGAGUACAGAUAAAAGCGCCGCGCUUGGAAUAUCUAAAUCUUUUCAUGCUGAAUAUCAAAUAAUACUAGAAAAAAAGAAAGAAAAAAAUCUUAUAUACAAGACACACCAAAACACCAUGACUGAAUGCAACGUACAGCCCACAAAUCAAACCAAAACAAGCUUUUUCUCUUAACAAAUCAAUCAGAUCAAGACCUCUUCUUCCCUUCAGUUCCCUUCUUAAUAAUCUUCUGCUUCUUCGAUUCAAUCUCCGUAUCGUAGAUCUCCCGCGCGGACUCGCCCUUCUUCCGCUUAGACGGCUUCGCAGUCUUCACGCUGACGGUCGAUGCGCCUCCGGCGCGGACUUGCUUCUCGGCAUCUUCCCAUGUGGUGCUACCGUUGUCGAUCUCGUAU